GCAGAGAACCAAGCAUGCAUCUGGAUCACCAAGACACAAAGGCUUGAAGAAAACCCAUUUCAUCAAGAACAUGAGGCAGUAUGAUACAAAGAAUAGCAGGAUUGUACUCAUCUGUGCCAAGCGGUCCCUGUGUGCAGCCUUCUCAGUCCUGCCCUAUGGAGAGGGCCUGCGGAUCAGUGACCUGAGGGUGGACAGUCAGAAGCAAAGGCACCCAUCUGGCGGCGGCGGCGUUUCUGUCUCUUCUGAGAUGGUCUUUGAAUUGGAAGGCGUUGAGCUGGGAGCAGAUGGAAAGGUUGUGUCUUAUGCAAAGUUCCUGUAUCCCACUAAUGCCUUGGUCACACACAAGAAUGACAGCCAUGGCUUGCUGCCCCAGCCUCGGCCCAGCAUUCCCCGGGCUCCACCAGGUUCAAGACACAAACCUGUGCCAACCAAGUCAACACCAGCUGGCACAGAACUAGGAAGCGACGGGGGAGAUGCAGUAGAAUACAACCCCAACCUCCUGGAUGACCCACAGUGGCCGUGUGGGAAGCACAAGCGUGUACUCAUCUUUGCCUCAUACAUGACCACUGUUAUAGAGUAUGUGAAGCCUGCAGACCUCAAAAAGGACAUGAACGAGACCUUCAGGGAGAAGUUCCCUAAGUUCCCUCAUAUCAAACUGACAUUGAGCAAAAUUAGGAGUUUAAAACGGGAGAUGCGGAACCUUUCUGAAGAGUGCAGCUUGGAGCCUGUGACCGUGUCCAUGGCCUACGUGUACUUUGAGAAGCUUGCACUGCAGGGCAAGCUCAACAAACAGAACCGCAAACUGUGUGCUGGCGCCUGUGUUCUGUUGGCUGCCAAGAUCAGCAGUGACCUCCGCAAGAGUGAAGUGAAGCAGCUUAUUGACAAGCUGGAGGAAAGGUUCCGGUUCAACAGGAAGGAUCUCAUUGGAUUUGAGUUCACGGUGCUUGUGGCUUUGGAACUGGCCCUGUACCUCCCGGAGAACCAAGUAUUACCUCACUACAGACGCCUCACCCAGCAGUUCUAGCCCAGAACAGUGCACCCCACAGGGAGCCUGCUUUGGCAGGAAGAAAAGACGGCCCAUUAAGGCCUGCUGCUGACUCUGCACCACACUUGAUCCUCAAGCAGGAAGGUACUGACCCUGCCACCUAACAGCACAUCAGUGACUCCUCACAAGUAGAUGCCAUCCAGGCCAACUUGCCUGUGUAUUGACUGUGCCACUGUCUUCCUGCUGGCACCAGACAAGAGCCAUCCUCCACCUUCCCAGGCCUGUUAUUCCCCACAACUGGUCACCAGCCUGGCAGAUGCCAUUCCCACUGCUCUCAAGUGCUUGGUUCCACAGCUACUCAUCCCAGAAAUGCUUACCCUCUCAAGCCUGACACCACUCAACUACCUAAUGGAUGUUAGUAGCUUAAACAGAGACCUUGAAGGAUAGUAAAUUCUAGCCUUCUACCCUGCCCAUGCUUAUGCUGGUGUAAGCAUGCUGUCCUUAGAGCACCUGGGUGCCAUCUGCAGACAGUGAUGUCUUACUUAAAAUGAACUUUAGAUACA
This is a messenger RNA of Rattus rattus (black rat), 1548 nucleotides long. RefSeq names its product CDK5 and ABL1 enzyme substrate 2-like. Lineage: Eukaryota; Metazoa; Chordata; Mammalia; Rodentia; Muridae. Gene Ontology annotation, biological process: regulation of cell cycle. The record is from RefSeq and is a predicted model, not a curated record.